Messenger RNA from Musa acuminata AAA Group (dessert banana), 815 nucleotides. RefSeq names its product protein CURVATURE THYLAKOID 1A, chloroplastic-like. NCBI's taxonomy places the organism in Eukaryota, Viridiplantae, Streptophyta, Magnoliopsida, Zingiberales, Musaceae. Bases 125 to 634 code for a protein of 169 amino acids. Gene Ontology annotation, cellular component: chloroplast thylakoid membrane; thylakoid. The record is from RefSeq and is a predicted model, not a curated record. The transcript has 5 exons.
GAAUCGGUAAAUAGCCGGAGGAGAGAGGAGAAGAGAGAGAGAGAGAGAGAGGAGUCGCCGGAAGUCAAGAGCAGCAGAGCAGAAAGGUAGGCAGCUGCCGAGAUUACAUUCAUUCCGGAGAGCUAUGGCGGCGUUCGCAGCUUCUUCUCCGGCGGCGACGGCGGUGCUAGGCGGAGCUCGCCUCUCCUCCUCCAGCUCGGCCGCUCUCCGGACCCCUGUCCUCCACCUCCCGCCGCCGCCUCGCCGUCACUUCUCUACCCAUCCCCUCCCUCUUUCUUGCGAUGCUGCCAGAUUCUCCUCACUCCGGGUGAAAGCAUCUUCUUCCUCGGAGGAGUCAUCUGGCUCUGUUCAAACUGAUGAGCUCCUGGCGGACUUGAAGGAGAAAUGGGAUUCCAUCGAGAACAAGUCUACAGUCUUCUUGUACGGGGGAGGUGCACUCCUUGCAGUGUGGCUAUCUGCCGUCGUCAUCGGCGCUGUCAACUCGGUUCCUCUGCUUCCAAAGAUCAUGGAGUUGGUGGGACUUGGAUACACUGGCUGGUUUGUGUAUCGCUACCUACUCUACAAGGACAGCAGAAAAGAGUUAGCAACUGACAUUGAAGCUUUGAAGAAGAAGAUUGCUGGAACAGGCGAAUAACUACUGCAUGGAGUUGGCUGGCAAAUGUGAGGUUGCUCUUGAUGAACUGUAUAAGACACUAUUAUAUGCCAUAUUUAUCAGUGUUUAAUGUUAUUUCUUGGAUCGAGAGUGUUCAUCAUUGUAAUGCCAAUAACUACUUGGGAUUAGAAAUUUUUCUUCUGAAAAAAAUGUUAUUUUUUUC